GUUUGGUGAAUGUAUUCAAGCUUCUGGUGUUUGGAAAGAGUAUAUGAAUUAUCAAGUUGCAAUAUCUUCAAAAUAUAUGGUUUUGGGUGAAGAUUUUAAAAUCAAUUUCAAACUGAGUGCAGGUUCAGGAAAUAAAAUGUGUUUUAUUGAAACAAUUAAAUUUUAUAUUGUUCAAAGAUUGCAAUGUGAAAAAAGGAGUGAUUAUAUUGGUGAUGAUGAAACUUUUUCAUUCACAAAUAAAUAUUUGUUGAAAUAUUUGAAGCUUGAAAGGGAUGAGUCCGGGUUGAAAUCAUAUGAAGGUGACUGGACCAUGAAAAUACCUAAGGCAUUACCAUUCUGUAUUCAUCCACAUUUAACAAAUAGACAAGCAGAGUUUGAAAAUUAUAAAGGAUUGAAAGUAUCACACUUUAUCAGGAUAGUACUUGAAGUGGAGCCAAUAGAAUUUGUCAAACGAUCCAAUAUAUCAUCAACAUCGUUAAUAUCGUCUUUGGAACCAAUUAAGAAUGACACUCCUUUAUCAGUUGAAUCCAAUGACUUUGUGGUGAACCUGAGUCUGAAAAGUGAUGUUUUCUUCAAGGCACCAAUCCGUUUACUAUCACCAAAUGCUUUAAAACAACCAGCACCACCAACAUAUGAAGAAGCAAUUCAGGAAACAGGUACAGCAACGAACAAACUAGUCUUCAAUCCUUUAAAGAUUGUCAAAAGACGUGUGAGCAAAAGCGAUGCCUAUUCACCACCAGCAUACCACCAAUAAACAAAUUAAC
Messenger RNA from Hansenula anomala, 764 nucleotides. RefSeq lists its product as uncharacterized. NCBI's taxonomy places the organism in Eukaryota, Fungi, Ascomycota, Saccharomycetes, Phaffomycetales, Wickerhamomycetaceae. The coding region runs from base 77 to 754 and encodes 225 amino acids. The record is from RefSeq and is a predicted model, not a curated record. The transcript has a single exon.